AUGCUCUCGAAACUGCUACGUCAGAUUCUUGGACGCGGGUUAGCUUCAACGGUUCGGAAGUGUGUAGAAAAGGGUACUGGUCAAGUAUUUGCUGUAAAAAUUGUUGAUGUAAGUACAGAAAGGCAAUCGCAAAAUGAAGCGGAAAGACUUCUCAAUGAAACGAUUAGUGAAGUCAAUUUAUUGAGGCAGCUUGCUGAUCAUCCAUCGAUAAUCAGUAUUCAUGACUUCUAUCAGGCUCCUACGUUUUUGUUCGCUGUUUUCGAGAUGGCUCCGAGAGGAGAACUGUUUGAACUGCUGAAUAAAUCUGUUACCGUUAGUGAAAAAAAAGCGCGGAGACUAAUGAGGCAGCUGUUUGACGGUGUGGCUUUUAUGCACGAAAAAUUAAUUGUUCAUAGGGAUCUUAAGCUUGAAAAUAUUCUUUGUAUCGAUGAGGAGAGGAUCAUAAUUAGUGAUUUUGGUUUUGCAACUCAGUUAAAACCAGGACAGCGAUUGACAGAGCUACUUGGGACACCCGGAUAUUUGGCUCCUGAAAUAUUAAGGUGCCAGAUGUAUGAGGACACAGAUGGUUACGGCCUUGAAGUAGAUGACUGGGCACUUGGCGUUAUCCUCUACACAUUACUUGCUGGUUAUGCACCAUUCUAUAAUCGACGCCAAUUAAUAAUGCUAAGAAUGAUCCAGGAAGCAAAAUAUGAUUUACACAGCGAGCAGUGGAGCCACAUUACUGACGAAGCCAAAGACCUUAUAAAGAAUAUAUUUGUAGUAGAUGUUAGCAAACGCUUUAACGCGCUGCAGUGUUUGCAGCACCCUUGGAUGGUUGGAGUAUCUAAGGAAAUAGCGGCAGAAGCGGUUAAGAAACGAGACUUUCGCCGUAUUUGGCGGAGAAGUAUUCAUCUUGCUCGUUUCUUCAUAAGACUUACCAAUAUCAAAAACCUUAAAGUCCUGGUCGACCGAGAUCUGCUUAAACAGCGUCCAUUUAGAGAUCGCGAAAUUCGCCAUUUAUCAGAAGCUGCUGUUUUUUCUGUUUACGGUCACUGGGUUAAUAGAGGUUAUUAUUAUUCUCGUGAUUUAUUGUUCGCUAAUCGACCUCGUCCCAGAUAUCAGAAUCCUGAAGUGCAAAUGGUUGCCGCAUAG
This is a messenger RNA of Enterobius vermicularis (human pinworm), 1131 nucleotides long. The record is from the annotation of a GenBank genome assembly. NCBI's taxonomy places the organism in Eukaryota, Metazoa, Nematoda, Chromadorea, Rhabditida, Oxyuridae.